Molecule: messenger RNA, 1312 nt
Organism: Columba livia (rock pigeon)
Lineage: Eukaryota; Metazoa; Chordata; Aves; Columbiformes; Columbidae
Gene: NUDT7
Product: nudix hydrolase 7
Exons: 4
Coding region: 122-853 (243 amino acids)
Biological process (GO): coenzyme A catabolic process; nucleoside diphosphate metabolic process
Molecular function (GO): coenzyme A diphosphatase activity; magnesium ion binding; manganese ion binding
Source: RefSeq, a predicted model, not a curated record
CCGCCAAGCAGAAGGCGGAGCCCGGGGAGAUCGCGCGUGUUGAUUGGAGGCCUCGGCCGUCGGUCACAGGGGAGGCGGGAAGCGGCGGGGAAAGUCCUCUCUCGGGUCGGGCGUGCUCGGAAUGGCGGCUGCGGAGCAGGAAGCCGAACUGCACAGGACGCGCGUACAGGAGCGGGCCAGGCUGCGCCUGCGGGAGUUCGAUGUCGGCGGCAGAUUCUCGCACUUGCCGCUGCCCAAAGCCUCCGUGCUGCUGCCGCUGCUGGUGCGGGGCGGGACGCUGCACCUGCUGCUCACCGUCCGCUCCAUGCAGCUGAGAAGAUCACCAGGGGAAGUGUGUUUUCCAGGAGGUAAAAGUGAAGCAAUUGAUAAAGAUGAAAUUGAUACCGCUCUCCGAGAAGCUAAAGAAGAAGUGGGACUCCAGCCAGAGAAGGUGGAAGUCAUCUGCAGGCUUGUGCCUGGAAUUGAUAAAAUGAAUCACUUGGUAACGCCAGUUGUGGGAUUCAUAGAGGAUACAUUCCAGGCCGCUCCUAAUCCAGAUGAAGUGAGCCAUGUUUUUGUCGUGCCACUGGAGUACUUCAUCAAGCCCUUACAUUACAAUACCUUGCCCUAUAAGACCUCAUCUGGCUACGUAAGCAGGAUGCACUGCUUUACAUAUGAGGACCAGGAACAUAAAGUGUCAUUUAGGAUAUGGGGACUUACUGCACACUUUGCUGUAUUUCUUGCUCUUGUAAUUUUUGGAAAGAGACCUACCUUUGAAGUUGAUUAUGAUCUUGACAACUUAAUUUCAUCUGCUGAGAGUAACUUCAUGAAUUUAUAUGCAUCCGUACGUGAAAGAAAGAAGAGUAACCUAUGACAAACUGGCCUGGCAAUUAAUUUUAUAGUGGAGGAGGAUAAAGGGCUUUGUUUAUUCCCUCUGUAUGUGUUAUUUGAUUGAAUCUCACACUUGUAUUUCUUCUGACUUGGGAACUUGUCAAAAUUUAUUUUAAAAUAAUAAUAUUUUUACGUUGACAAGCCCAAACUAGAUUAAUCUCGUUUUCAACUUAUUUUAGAGCUGCCAAAAGGACACGGUAUUUUUGAUGGACUUAAUAUGCAGAUUUGGAAAAUCUCUUCCAGUUUCUGCCUUUGUUUUGUAUAAUCUAAGACGCUUUCUGUGGUUUGCCACCUAAGCAAUAAGAUAAUACUGGUUUAUCUACUUUGUGUCUGUUUGGAUUAGAAUAUGAAACCUUCCAGGGGUCUGUCUCUUAGUGUGCGCCAUACUACACAUGGACAACAUCAUACAUACAGUCUUUGCACAAUAAAAAUAUAAAAGGUU